AACAAUGGCCGGCCCAUGCGGAGGGCGGCAGCGACUGACACAGCCACCGAAGCUAGAAGAAUGUUUGGACCGGAGCCAGGCCGUGGACCGGACCCUCCUCGUGUCCCGUGGUGCCGCAGGGGAGACGACACCUUCAAAGACGCCCCCCGAGCGUCAGACCUGCUGCAGACCUCCCUGAAGGAGCCGAGCGUCAGCACUGUGGGCUUCACACUGGUCGGAAGAGGACUAGAGGAAGAACCUGAGCAGCAGCUAGCAUGGCAACGGCGAGCACCUCAGGGCAGGGCGCCUUCGGGCUGGGCAGGAAAAAGAAGAGCCCCGGGCUCAUGGACCAGAUUAGCAAAUUCUUUGGAGGAGACAAAAAGAAGAGGAGCAAGGGGUCUUUCCGGGGUCACCUGGCCGCUUCACCCCAGCAAUCCUCCUCUCGCCGUCGGACCAAUGAAAACGCUGUGGUGCAUUUCUUCAGGAGCAUUGUUUCCUCUCCUCGUCCUAAAUCCAGGUGGAGAGAAGUCUUGGGUUUGGCUUCGUCACCGCGUGCCGAGAGCACAAAGUCGCCGGUCAGGAGACGCAGAGACCAAAGCACACUGUCCAGGAUCUUCAACCUGUGACGCUCUCAUCAGAAGCCAGGAGACACCAAGUCCCGUCCUCCCCCUAAACGCUGGAGCACCAUCUUCUAAACUCGAGGAUCCGACCACAGAUCCAUCGAUGGGACCAGGAGAAGAAGAAAAACAAGAAGGAGAAGGAAAAACAGAUCUGCAUGUGGCGGACUCACAACCUCAAGAAGCGUUAACCCACUAACACCAGCCUCCUGUACGUCUAGACAGAGACACAACAUUGGCUUUGAGUAUGAAAUCACUUUUCUUUUUUUAAUCCCACGUCUAAGGAGUCUUAUGUAGCUGUUUAUGAGAGGUUCGGUCACGCUUUUAGUAUAAAAUCCUACUGUAAAAAUCAUCUUUGUCCGAUGGUGCUAGUGUCUGCUGUCUGCUGUCCGAGGUUUGUUCAUGGCAGAUGUUUGUUUUUCUACUUGUCGACUGUCACGUUGUGCAUUUUGCUGCUUUCUAGAACUCACACACCGAGCAUUGGUUUAUCUGUGAAUCCAGACGGAGAGUGGUUCUGUUUCUGCCUGAGUAUGUCACACAGGAGCGUAUUUGGCAAUAAAACUGGAAACCUGUACGAGUAGCAUCGACUCUAAUCCUGUUUUUCUGUAACUGUUUUGGUUUCGUUUUGCCUCGGUGUGAUUAAUGAACAUGUACAGUAUGACGCCGUCUAAAUCUACCAACGAAUAAAACGCCCUUUUCAAAUGCACUGUCAUGUAACAGAAAACAAUCCUAAAAACCAGUCUUUUCUGCAUUGAUCUCCUUUAGUGUGUUUUAUCUGUUUGCCUCUUGAAUUAAGUUCUAAUGUUAUUUGUGUUUUAUUUGGAGGACGUGGUUUGUUAACGUUGAUGGUCAGAUGGUAAGUGGUUUAAAUGGUUGAAGACGGAAGCAGCACGAUGGCGUGAGGAGUUCGGUACUGUAGGACGGCGUGUCGGAUUCAAAUGCUUUUUAUUUUGUUCGUAAUAAAUCGCACUGCCACUCUCGUUUGUGUGUGAUCUGUUUGUGCGUUCAGUUUAACUGGAAAGUCAGAAGCACCGGAGGACAUGGUGGUGCCCCAUGAACAGGAACUGUUGUGUUUCAUCUUAAUGUAAAGCCACUGUUUUAAUGUGCAGCCUAACUGGUAACAAACACCUUUAGUCUUAAGGGUUAUUAAAUGUUCUAAAAUCUGA
Acanthochromis polyacanthus (spiny chromis) is the source of this 1762-nucleotide messenger RNA. RefSeq names its product myelin basic protein a (gene mbpa). Gene Ontology annotation, cellular component: neuronal cell body; cell periphery; compact myelin. The transcript has 7 exons. Gene Ontology annotation, molecular function: structural constituent of myelin sheath. The record is from RefSeq and is a predicted model, not a curated record. Lineage: Eukaryota; Metazoa; Chordata; Actinopteri; Pomacentridae. Gene Ontology annotation, biological process: myelination. Bases 16 to 795 code for a protein of 259 amino acids.